This is a messenger RNA of Fusarium verticillioides 7600, 1437 nucleotides long. RefSeq lists its product as hypothetical. The coding region runs from base 171 to 1208 and encodes 345 amino acids. Lineage: Eukaryota; Fungi; Ascomycota; Sordariomycetes; Hypocreales; Nectriaceae. The transcript has a single exon. The record is from RefSeq and is a predicted model, not a curated record.
GGUCAAGUACGCGGCCCGGUUUGGCUCCUUAACUGGCAUGACGCAUCUCCAACAUGAGAGAGAGCAUGGAGAAACCAAAGACGAAGAAUAUAUAACAACCAACAUUUCGCUUGAAUAGACACAACGAUCACUAUACUUCUCAUUCAGUGGCCGUAUUGCAAUAAUUUGCCAUGAAGUCCAUCCUCAACUACGCCGCCCGAGGCAUCAUGGCCCUUGCAGCUGUGAUGCCCGCUUCCGCGCAAAACCUCUCCUACGGCGCCGACAACUUCUACCGUAGCGAAGACGUCGCUAUCCAGCCCAUCCACUUCGAGACUGUCUACAACACUACCAUCGUCGGCAAUCUCUUCACUGCCAGGAACGCAAGCCUCAAUGCCAGCUCCCCCGCCAUUGUCGUCGGCCAUCCCAUGGGCGCAGUCAAAGAACAGUCCGCCAACUUGUAUGCCACCAAGCUGGCAGAGCAGGGCUUCAUCACGCUGACCCUCGACCUCCCCUUCUGGGGCAGAAGCGACGGUCCGAAGAACAUCGUAUCCCCCGAUUUCUACACCGAGGCCUACAGCGCCGCAGUCGAUCACCUUGGUACUUACAACUUUGUUGAUCGUGAUCGAAUCGGUGCUCUCGGAAUUUGCGGCAGCGGUAGCUUUAUCAUCAACGCAGCCAAGAUCGACGCUCGCAUCCAGGCCGUCGCUACUGUAUCCAUGUAUGACAUGGGGACUGUCAAUCGUCAGGGUCUUCGAGGAGCCAUAUCGGCCGAGCAACGCAGAGCGGUUAUCGCCAAUGCCUCGCAGCGGAGAUGGGCUGAAGCCGACGGAGCUCCAACUGAAAUCACGGGCGGGACUCCGAACGAACUCACAAGCCAGUCUGAUGCUGUCUCUCGUGAGUUCUUCGACUUCUAUCGUACCGCCCGUGGCGAGUUCACUCCCGAAGGCUGGCAGCGCAACCAGACUACUAGCCCUUCGCUCGUCACCAAUGUCAAUUUCCUCAACUUCUAUCCCUUCAACGACAUCGAGACCAUCUCCCCUCGCCCACUUCUGAUCAUUUCUGGCGAUCAGUCACACUCUAGGGAGUUUAGCGAGAAUGCUUAUCGUGCGGCCGGCCAACCCAAGGAGCUUUACUGGGUGCGUGGGGCUGGCCAUGUUGAUCUCUACGAUCGUACUGAGAUUAUCCCUUUCUCUAAGCUCAGCGAGUUCUUCCAGGAUAACCUCGUUUAAUACUUAGAGCAGCAGCUAUAGAAAGAUCCAACGUUCAUUUCUACAAGGCGGUCUUCCGCAGGUUCAAUUGAAGUUCCGUGGGAAUGACCUUGACGUUUCGCAUUGUCGAACCUUUUCUCCUUCUCUAGAUAGAAAUAGCAAAUUGUUCACUCCAAGUUAAAUAGAUUAGAACUCAAGCCAUUAAAUCUUUACCUGACAAAUGUAAGCCAUUUGCAGGUUACAUCGUCAU